Pseudomyrmex gracilis is the source of this 1246-nucleotide messenger RNA. RefSeq names its product carbohydrate sulfotransferase 11-like. The record is from RefSeq and is a predicted model, not a curated record. Gene Ontology annotation, biological process: carbohydrate biosynthetic process. The transcript is spliced from 7 exons. Gene Ontology annotation, cellular component: membrane. Gene Ontology annotation, molecular function: sulfotransferase activity. Lineage: Eukaryota; Metazoa; Arthropoda; Insecta; Hymenoptera; Formicidae. The coding region runs from base 97 to 1203 and encodes 368 amino acids.
GUUACACCCGACGACGCGACCUGGGGGAGCAACGACGCCAGGCCAUCGCUCGUCGACGACGACAAAUGCAGCAGUAAUUUCCCGCCGACGGAAUAUAUGCCCAGAGAAGUCCGAUAUGAAUACAUUCGGAAACACGUUCUUCGGGAGAAGAUGACCUCACGUCGUCGCGUCUUGACAGGAGUUCGCCGUGCUCUCUGUGCCGCCGGUGUCCUGGCACUCAUCAUCCUGACGCUGUCGGGCCAGGACACCACCAACAGCCUGCAGCAUGGAAAUUCUCUGGAGGACGCGAAUCUGACACCGGAGGAAAAGCUAUUGGAGCAGAUUGCCGUGGCGGAAACUGAGCAACGUCUGAUAGCCAGACGGAAAUUCUUAGCGGAAAAAUGCGCCGAGGAAGGACUCGAUCGUCCCGGCAACGACUCGCUUCACAGGCCGAACGCCUGGGAGUUUCUUGUAAAUAGAGAAUAUCAUCUUAUAUGGUGUAACGUUUUCAAAGCGGCGUCAACAUCGUGGAUGUAUAACUUUAAUUUACUCGCGGGAUACAGUCCGCAAUUUCUAAAGGCCUCAAAGGCAGUGCCGGUCUCGUUGGCCAGACAGAGGUAUCCCAGACAUACUGCGGAAGAACUGGCUAAAUACUUAAACGACAGCAUCAGUUUUCUCAUAGUCCGACAUCCAUUCGAGAGAUUGCUCAGCGCUUAUCGGGAUAAACUGGAGCACAGCCUACCGCACACGUUUCACAGCAACCUCGGGGCGCACAUCGUUUGGAACUACAGAGCAAAAAAUUCAAAGACGAACACAAGACAGGGACCGAGAUAUCCGCUCUUCGAGGAAUUUGUGCGAUGGCUGUUAUGUCAGUGGAAGGCGGGAAACGAUCUUGACAUGCACUGGACGCCGGUGGUGAAUUUCUGCACACCCUGUCAAGUGCGAUUCGAUGUGAUAGCUAAAUUCGAGACGUUACACGAUGAUCAAGACUACCUUAUCAAGCAAGCCCGUGUGGGACACAUCAUUAAGCCAGUGUGGAAAAAUCCAACCAAGGGCGUCCAGACGAAAGACGUCAUAAAGAAUUAUUUUACUCAAUUAUCUAAAACGCAGAUCAAUGAGCUUUACGAGAUGUUCAGAUAUGACUUCGUAUUGUUCGAUUACUCGCCCGAGGAGUAUCUAGCGUUCGGAAGAGACGAAGUUACCACGUUAAUGUGUAAAAAAUGACGUAAGAAAUUUCGUCUGUGAAACUUUGUCUUACUAAUAUAUU